AUGCAAGGCAGAUCCUUCAAAGAGGACCUGCUCAUUAUUCCAUUAGGUGGUUGUGACAUUGUUCUAGGUAAUGACUGGAUGAAGAAACAUAAUCCCACUAAGUUUGACAUGAGAGGAACUGUGUCACUAUUGGAAGAAAGGAUAAUAAGCUGGUAUUGCAUGGCAUUCCUGAAGAGGCCUCAAGUGGAAUACUUAGGCCACAUAAUCACUAAAGAAGGUGUUUCCACUGAUCCUGCCAAGAUACGGGCUAUGGUUAAAUGUCCUAGGCCUAGUUUAGUUAAAGCUCUUAGAGGAUUUUUGGGUUUUACUGGUUAUUACGGAAAGUAUGUUGCCGGUUAUGGGGCCAUAUGCAGACCCCUUAUUGAUCUCCUCAAGAAGGACUCCUUUAAAUGGAGUGAAGAUGCUGAGCUAGCAUUUUCGACCCUCAAGUCUGCUAUGACUUCAACUCUAGUGUUGAUAUUACCUGAUUAUUUCCAAGGAAUUCAUAGUUGA
Molecule: messenger RNA, 492 nt
Organism: Nicotiana tabacum (common tobacco)
Lineage: Eukaryota; Viridiplantae; Streptophyta; Magnoliopsida; Solanales; Solanaceae
Source: RefSeq, a predicted model, not a curated record